This is a messenger RNA of Talaromyces rugulosus, 1464 nucleotides long. RefSeq lists its product as uncharacterized. The coding region runs from base 1 to 1464 and encodes 487 amino acids. The transcript is spliced from 3 exons. Lineage: Eukaryota; Fungi; Ascomycota; Eurotiomycetes; Eurotiales; Trichocomaceae. The record is from RefSeq and is a predicted model, not a curated record.
AUGGACACUGAAGCGCGCCAAUCCACAGUGAAAUCACAGAAGCUCGGCCGAAAAAGGAAAGCAGUACAAAGCUUGGCAUCACCUUUUAUCGUCGCCACCAACCAGGACACGAUUAAGCCCGAUGCAACAUCCAGAAUGUUGAUUCGUCAUCAUGUGAUGAAAGGCAAAAAUCGAAAAGACGUCUCAUCGCAGAGGGCUACUCUCCGGUCAUGGGUUAACCAGGGGCGUGAAUUCCCGUUGCCACAGCAGACUGCAACGAAAUGGCUGCGAGGAGGCUGCUUAGCGAACCCCCUCAGGCUUCAGAUAAAUGACCCAGGCCUUCCUAUCACGGGGCUCAAAUUUAAUAUUGAACCAUGCAUAGUACAAGUUAUACACGACUUCAUUUCUGUUAUGACCAGAGCAAUGUACCCGGCCCAAUGCUGUGUCAACUCAGUGAACGAAGAGAACGAUUGGUUUGAGGAUUUAAGUAAUGAUGCAACAUAUUUCCAAGUCGUCUCGCAUACUGCCCAAAUCUAUUUUGACACUGUAAAGAGUCGAAUAUAUGGGCUGAACGCGAUGAGAUAUAUGAAUAGAGCCAUGUUUCUACUUCGAAAUAAGCUAGUAUAUGGCAAUGAAGCAAUAGCUAACUCCACUAUUUUUACUAUAUUGACGAUUGCCAUGGCUUCGGAAAUUUUUGGUGAUCUCGAGGCGGCAAAGAAGCACCUCAAUGGUUUAUACCAGGUGCUACACGCUCGUGGUGGCAUAGGAACACUCGCUAAUAGCCGUUCACUUCAAUUCAAAUGCUUCAGACUUGAUCUCAGAAUCUCCCUUAAGAGUGGAUCCAUUCCACUUUUCCUCACCAGAGAUAAUAUUUCGUGGAAUACUUAUCUCGCUGGUCCUGAUAAAUUAUCCACUACCCCUAUACAGACCACAUGCAAAAUGCCAGAUAUACGAUUGGUAAAUGUGUGGAUUGACCUACGCGAAUUCGUAAAAGCAAUCAACCUCGCCCACCAAACCGGGCGUAACCUCUCUACAGAGCUCUUUCAAGAGGCUCUUAUUUCGCUCCAGUACCGGCUUCAAUGCUUGGCCUACAGUAUCCAAGAUCUACAAGAGAAUUUCCGGCUUUCCAUGCUUGCUCUUUCAACAAGUAUGUUCCUGGAGAAGGAUGGGCUUGAAUUGCGAUGCACCGCUUUGGCCAAAGAAUUGAGAACAGCGUUACAGUUGAUGGAGUGCGAUGUCAAUAAUUAUGGGUUGAAGUUGACUCUCUGGCUUCUUGUCGUCGGUAGAGUCUCGGUGCUUGAUUCUCCAGAAGACUCGUGUUGGUUAAAGGCUAAACUAUCCACCACUAUCCAAGCAUUGGGAUUAGCAAGUUGGAAAGAAGCCAGAUUGGUCUUGAAGACUUUCAUAUGGAUGGAUGCGAUGCAUGAUGAGCCAGGGAAGAUAAUAUUUGACGAUGCAAUGUGCUCCAAAAAUAAUCAAAUUUGA